AAGGCGGACGCCUUUUGCUCCCGUCCGUUACUUCUUGCAUCCAUGACCGUAAGCAUCUUUGUCAUUGAUUUACUUCCGCUCUUUGUGCUCCUUCAUACGUCCGGAGCCCUGCACCCUUUGGGAGGUACCGACCGCCUCUGCCGCCCUCCGGAGGUAUUCAAUAGCGGUCUGCAUGUCGGGAGGUACCAUGCAUAUCUGGCGUCUCUGUUCUGCAUCCGACGGAUCUGGGUGGCUGCAUCCUCCUUGUCGCCGUGCACAAAAGCUGCAGCGUUCCCGUAUAAAAUGCUGCAGACUGCAGAGGCGUCCGCAUCCCAGAGAAACUGUACCAAUCCUUCUCAAGAACACCAGGAAACUACUCGACGAUGACCCCCUUUUGCGUAAACGACAGAGUGUGGUACUGGUCCGCCGCCUCACAGACCGUUUUUGGGACGGUGGUGGCUAUCGAGCGGCUCGCGGAUGGUACGCAGCUCCUCGUCAUCGAGCGCGACACGGGCGGACGAGUCAGUUUCCCCGCCGAUACGAUCUUCAAGGUUACUCACUAGCUGAGUCGACGAAGAUGAGGCCGCCUGUAUUGGCUCCUCCGGGGUUUCCGCGCCGUCACCCGCAUCUUAGGCUCAUGGACUCAAACACGGCGCAUCUCAUGGACUUGAACACGGCCCUGCCUACAUCCUUAUUCUCUCGUACAACCUAGUCCUAUGUAUCAUAUGCGAUUCA
Molecule: messenger RNA, 714 nt
Organism: Schizophyllum commune H4-8
Lineage: Eukaryota; Fungi; Basidiomycota; Agaricomycetes; Agaricales; Schizophyllaceae
Exons: 4
Coding region: 173-691 (172 amino acids)
Source: RefSeq, a predicted model, not a curated record